UCUAUCCUCAAAAAUGCCAGGCAAACGUAAACAAGCAGCUGUAAAAGAUGAUACCGCAAAACGACAGAAACUAGACACCAAAAAUGUUGACAAGUCUCCAAAACGUAAACAAGCUAAGCAAAAGAAAUCAGUUGUCACCUCUAAAAAAUCAGACUCAGGUGCUGUUGGCAGUUUUUCCCUGAGGGACCUCAUCUCAAAUGAAAAGUGGAGAAAGGCGCUAUCAGAAGAAAUGGAUAAGGACUAUAUCAAGGAACUCCAAACCAAAGUAGCAGAUCAUUAUAAAAAAGGAGACAGUGUAUUUCCACGUAAAGACCUUAUAUUCAAUGCUCUCAACAUGACUCCACUUGAUCAGAUUAAAGUUGUAAUACUAGGACAGGAUCCCUACCAUGAUGAUGGGCAGGCUAUGGGACUUUCAUUCUCUGUACCAAAGGGAGUUAAAGUACCUCCAUCAUUAGUUAAUAUUUACAAGGAGCUGGAAAAGGACCCAGACAUCAAAGGAUUCAAAACCCCAGAUCAUGGAAACUUAGAGAGCUGGGCAAAGAAUGGUGUCCUAUUGUUAAACGCUACUCUUACUGUAACUGCACAUCAGCCUAACUCCCAUGCUAAAUACGGCUGGCAGAAACUGACAGAUGCCAUCAUACACCUUGUCAGUGAGGAGUGUGCAGGGGUCAUCUUUAUCUUGUGGGGAGGGUUUGCCCAUAAGAAAGAGAAACUGAUCAACCAGAAGAAACAUGCUGUGAUUAAAACUGCCCAUCCUUCACCUCUGUCAUUUGGAAAAUUCAUCAAUUGUCAGUGUUUCUCAAAGGCCAACAGUGAACUAAAGAAAUUUAAGAAAGAUCCUGUCAACUGGAACCUUUGACAACUUUACGAAAAUGAAAUGAAGUAGUUCUCAAUACUUUAAAAUGACAAUUUUACAAAUAUUCUUUGCUUGUUUUUUUUCCCCUUAACUUAGUAAUACAUGUGUGACUGUGAUUUUAUAACAUUUUUCUGUAAUUAAUUCUUCAUUUUUUAAUUUCUUUCUUAAGUAUGACUGUGAUUUUAAAAUGCUAUAUUUUCUUGUUAUCAGUAUUAGAAUAUUCUUUACUUUUUUAAUUUCCUAUUUAUUAUUCAUG
Molecule: messenger RNA, 1112 nt
Organism: Saccostrea echinata
Lineage: Eukaryota; Metazoa; Mollusca; Bivalvia; Ostreida; Ostreidae
Product: uracil-DNA glycosylase-like
Exons: 5
Coding region: 14-859 (281 amino acids)
Biological process (GO): base-excision repair; base-excision repair, AP site formation via deaminated base removal
Cellular component (GO): mitochondrion; nucleus
Molecular function (GO): uracil DNA N-glycosylase activity
Source: RefSeq, a predicted model, not a curated record